Molecule: messenger RNA, 1651 nt
Organism: Pomacea canaliculata
Lineage: Eukaryota; Metazoa; Mollusca; Gastropoda; Architaenioglossa; Ampullariidae
Exons: 4
Coding region: 16-1062 (348 amino acids)
Source: RefSeq, a predicted model, not a curated record
CAAUUCCUGAAACUUAUGGUGGAUGUCAAAAAGGAUAUGAACAUGUCUGCAGAAAAAGCUAUUGAGAAAAGAAUUUUGGAGCUGAAUGCCUCUACAGAGAAUCGAAUCAAAGACAUUUCAGAAACUCUUAGUGUCCGGCUUAACGAGUCGACUGAGAAUCGGCUUCAGGAUGUGUUUCAGGAGCAAAGUAAAAUGUCUGACAAAGUGAAGACAGUGCAGGAUGAGUUCCAACAACACAAGCAGGUGACUGAGCAAGCGGUCGCUGAGGGAGAACGACAGUUGAAAGAAGAUAUCAGGAAUAUAAGCAGUGAUCUCAACAAAACCUUGGAUCGCGUUUACAAUGAAACUUCGAAGAAAUUCGCAGAAGCUGAGGAAAAACGAGAGUUGGUGUACAGCGUCAUAAAACAUUUGAACUUCAUGAGAGCUGAUAGCUGGGGCAUGCUUGUGAUCCUCAUGGGGGCGAUGGAAGUUAUUCUGUAUUUUUAUAUCUGCAUCUUUCUUAAUAAUCGAAGGCCAAGAUCCACGGAUGCAAGACCUUCUGUUCCGGUGGCGCCUCCUGCUCGAGUAGACACGGGAGACAACGACACUCUGUGCAUCGUUUACUUCGUUGAGCGAGACCUCCGUCAGCUCAGGAGGUGGAUGAACGAGAUCAUCGAAGAAACUCGAGCCAUUCAGCGCAUGCGCACCAUGAAUUAUGUGAUCGCAUCACGUGAUGACAUCCGGGACAUCCCCACGUGUCGAUUGGCUCUGGUUUUUGUGAACCCGGAUGAACGGCAGCUGAUCUUGGAGGAUGACUUUCACAUGGGAAGCACUCGGCGGGACACAGUGCAGGCACUUCAUCAUAGGGGAGCGGAGGUCAUUCUGAUCGUGUACGGUGACCCAACGUCCAGGAUACGCGUCCUUCAAGAUGGAAGCCUCUUCGACCCGUCUCUGACACAAGUGACGUCACAUCCUGUGCUGAAGGACUUGAACUCCAGGAAUAGGAUACUAAGUGUGAAGGAGUCAUUCAGUGCACAUCAGAAGCGGCAUCUGGUGGCUACUAUUGACCAGAUUUUUGCCUGAACUUAUUAACGUGUAGGUAAAGCAGGUAGAGGACACAACAGAAUAUAUCACAAGACAGGAAGUGAUGUCAACAGUUAUCACACUCAGCGAAAGAAUAGGUUGUCAGAAACGAUCUGUAUAAAGCAGAGGAAUGGAGAGAGUGUGUCUGUGUGUUAGCGCGUGCAUGUGAGUGGUCAUGCAUGUGUAUGCAUUGUGUGUACAGUAAGCGGAAGUAUGUUCAGAUUGUACAACUCGACUUCAUAGAGACAACUUGAGGUCUGUGCAGAAUGUAUCAUCAAUGACCUAUGACCUACCCAAAAGUCUGUGAGAACUGGACCGUUUGUGUUCUUGAAGUUACCUAAAGUUAUAAGGAUUAUACAACUGCCUUCUUGGAACUACUGCUAGUGUGUUCAGACUUUUAUUUACUAUGAAAUUUGUGUAGCUUCCCAUAAUGAUUUGUGAACAAAAUAUAUAAAAAGAAGCCUUUUUGCUCCACUUUGUUUUUCUGGGUAAUUUCUUCCUAGCUAAAAACCUACCGCAUCUUCUGGACAACAUUCUUGUUGAUUUUGUUUGUGUAGUCUGGUUCGAAAUAAAUGUUUCAUUUACCUGA